GGGACGGCCGGCGCCCUAUCGCAGUGCACACUCGCGGGGCGGUGGACGCGGGGUGAUAGGGGCGGACACCCGUGAAGACAGUGUGCUAAAGCCACGCUGGAUUGCAGUGAAGAGUCACGGGUGUCGGUGUCAGCUGUAUGUGUCAAUCGUAGUGUCAGUGUCACAGGAGUCGUUGUCGGCGUCUGGUAGUGACUGCGGCGUGACUCGAUAGUGAUUCGGUCAGCGGCGCCGGCUGGUGCGGCGCUCUGGAUCCCAGUGAGUCGACCACAGACAUCAGACGCCGCCAAACGGCGCCGUGCCACAUGGUGCUGCAAGGUUAGCUGAUAAACAGCGGUCUCGCAGCUGGUCUCUUAGACAUAUCCAUCAAUCAAGUGGUCCUGCAAUGGGCACUAAAACGCAGCUUUAGUGUCGCAACCUGAGACAAUAUCGUCACUUCAACUUCGUGAAGUGACCUUGUGUCUGACCGCGUAGCGUGACCUUACCUUGUGAUCAGGUCUGACUGGCUGGGUCCGGUCAGGUUUGACUACACUGUUGGUGACACGCUCUCGAUAGUAAUGAUAUCUUCGAGGGGCCUAUUCAAGUGACAUCUUAAAGUGACCUUUCCAAGCGACCUCUUCAAGUGACCUUUCCAAGCGACCUCUUCAAGCGACCUCUUCAAACGACUUAUUCAAGCGUCCAGUUCAAAACUGCUUCGAAAUACCGCUUCAAAGGACCUCUUCAAGUUCAAGUGACCUCUUCUGGGCCCCUUGCUUCCCGAGUCUGACAGGACAUCAGUCACGAUGGCUCGAGAUCGUCUUCUAGAGCUUCAACAGCGAGCCGGAAAUGCUCCAACCAUCACCCCAGCGCCUGUCCCGGCGGCUCCGGCGGCUCCGGCGGCUCCCGCACCUCCGGCAGCUCCUGCGAGCUCCUCUGACCCGGAGGCCGGCCAGCCGGUGGUGGUCGUCUCGCGUCCCUCCCGGCUGGCGCGCUUCCUCCGCCGUGCCCCGGCCGCGGCAGCUGCGGGGACAGCUGCGGCAGCUGCCGGUCAGCAGGAGCAGCCGCUGGUGCAGCAGCUGCAGCAGGAGCUGGCCGAGCUGAGCGCCGCGCUGGCCGAGACGCGUGCCGCUGUGGACGAGGUCAGCCGGCAGCAGUGUCGUCAGCUCAACUCCCCGAGGCACCAGGAGCAGGCGUGGCAGCAGACCCAGGACAGCGCCGCCGCCGCCCUCGCCAACAUCAGCAGGAUCAAGACCAAGCUGGACAGACUCCAGAAGAAGCUGACGGAGUCCCUGCCUGAGCUGACGACGACCCAGGCCAAGAUGCUGCAGAAUCAGGUGAACGGCUUUCGCACCCAGCUGCUCACUGUCGUCCAACGCUUCAACGAGGAAGAGAUGAACUUCAGGGCAAAGAAAAAGGAUCACCUGAAGCGGCAACUACAGAUCACUGGCGCCGACAUGGACGACGACGAACUGGAGAACUUGAUAGACAGAGGCGACGCCCAGAUCUUCAACGAAAGUAUUCUGAUGCGCGUGGAGACAGCGCGUGCAGAGCUGAACGAAGCCGAGGAGCGGUACGAGCAGAUCCGCGCACUGGAGAUGUCCAUUCAGCAGCUGCACGAGAUGUUCCUCCAGCUAUCGCUGCUGGUGCAGCAGCAGGGCGAGAUGGUCGACCGCAUCGAGGAAAAUACGUUCCAGACGGCUGCGAAAGCAGAAAAAGGUGCCGAGCAGCUUCACGGAGCGCUGAAAAAGCAGCAGCGAGGCCGGAAGAUGCGGAUCGUAUGUGGAAUUCUGGUGGCGGUCAUAAUCGUCAUAUUGGUCAUCAUCCUCCUCAGCUACCUCGGGUAGUGUGCCUGUCUGGAUCCAGACUCCAGUGUACUCUACCGUCCAUCCAGAACUACCAGUGCCGUGCUGUCGUGUAGAACGAAAUACUGAGCGUAUGAGUGCGAUCGUGUGACGCAAUGUGAUAGCCCUCGGCCAGCCUGACGCGUUUUUAGGACUGGUGCGUGCCAUGAUGCCGUAUUUGGGCUGUGCUGUGUCGUCGCUGACUUGGACUGUGCUGAUUGUGCAGUGCUGAUUGUGGGGACGAUAUGUGAUGAUGCCCCGUAGGAAGAAUAGGACGAGACUCAGAUUCCGUGAUUGGGCCGCAAAGCGAAAAAUUCAUUAUGAGACUGCCGUGGGAGCUCUUGCAACUCAAGGACUCUUGUGCUCCUGAGGGAACUACCAGAAGACCCACAUCGUCUUGAGUGUGUUACAACGACUCACGAACUCACAGACUGCGAGUGAAGUGUUAGCUUUGCUCUCGUACCGAACAUGCCCUCACUCACAGCAGGAUGGCGGCACAGUGCGCAGUGCAUACUCGUCAGCUGCAACAAUAAGAGCGAGCCUCAUCAAGCGCCCAUGUCUAUAAACCAUAACAUAUGUGCAGAUAUACGCUAUACGGCACUUCGAGCAAGCCAACAGUGGAUGUGAGAUGUUUCCUAUGUCACAGCGUAACAUGCUAUUUAGGUGAGGGUUUUGGUGCUUACGCCAGUGUCCUUAGCAUAUUUAUAGGUGUCAAUGUCAUUUAUAUUAGCGCAAUAAAGCUUGGGUAAUCUUUGGUCACCGUUAUGGGCGUAAGUGCGUAUCGCACCAUCCAUGCGCCCUUUGCUGUUAGGUUUCGCAGGUGGAGCUAGUAGUCACACAUGACAAUGUAACAGAUGUCGCAGCGUAACUCGCGAGUCCGAGUAGUCGCCGCCUGUUGUUAUCCAUCUGCUAUCCUCUAUGAGAACGUGCGGCGAGACCAGAGGUGAAAUAUAAAACCAUUGAUUCGA
Amphibalanus amphitrite is the source of this 2785-nucleotide messenger RNA. Its product is annotated as syntaxin-4-like. The record is from RefSeq and is a predicted model, not a curated record. Gene Ontology annotation, molecular function: SNARE binding; SNAP receptor activity. The coding region runs from base 780 to 1820 and encodes 346 amino acids. Gene Ontology annotation, cellular component: plasma membrane; SNARE complex; endomembrane system. Lineage: Eukaryota; Metazoa; Arthropoda; Thecostraca; Balanomorpha; Balanidae. The transcript is spliced from 6 exons. Gene Ontology annotation, biological process: intracellular protein transport; exocytosis; vesicle fusion.